AUCCUUUAUUCUGAAAUAUAUGUAAGCCUUUGUAAAUGAAUGAAAUAUAUGUAAGCCCUGGGAAGCUCAAGCCAGUAUUAUCUAUGGAAAACAGAAAUCUUUGCUUAACAGUAGUUCAAAGCAAUUUGCAAGUUGCUGGUAUAUGUUACAAAAUUAUAUUAGCUAUUUGCAAUUUUCACUCUUUUCAGUCUUGCCAACUUAAGAAAGGCUCUUGAAGCUGCUAUGCUAAAUAGAGUGUAGGGAUGGUGAGGUUGGGUUUUAUAGAUGCCUACAUCAGAUAUCAAGAUACUUCUUAGUUAAGUUUGGGAUGAUUACAAUUCGGAAACAUAUAUAUUCAAGCUACAUUUUGGAUAAGUUAGUGAUGUCAUAUGUUGGACAUAAUUCAUGCACCAUGCUAUCAGAAGAUUUGGCCUUGUCAUUAGAGAGAACAAAUUCUACUAUCUUAUGAAAAAUCUUGUAAACAGAACAAGCAAUGAGGUUGAAAACAAGAUCAUUCGUAGCCCAACAUAUUCACCAAAGACCAAUAUCAUUUAGAACCCACAAGGUUUGACCACCAGAAUUGGGACACUGCACCCGCUCAUUAAAAAUUGAAUAUCUAGUUAAGAUUUAAAGAGUUGCCAUAAUUUAAUAGGAAAGACGCACAGAAAGAAUUGAUUAAUGGUUUCCGCUUUAGAUUGACAAAAGGGACAAGUAGUAGCAUUACUGCACACUCUUAGUUGAGAUGAUCAACGAGAGGUGGCGGUGCAAAAGUUUCCAACAAAGGCAACACGGGAAGCUUCCACAAACAAUACAACUAGUCCACGUUAGGAUCCAACCAUCCCAACUGAGAAGCAAGAAAAUGAUAGGCAGACUUAGCAGAACAAGCCCUCUAAUUAUCUAGCUUCUAAAACUAAAAAUGAUCAUGUGAUAUAUGGAUUAACAAUGAGAUUAGAACCACCAAAGAUCUAUCACUAGCAUGUAUAUUGCUGAAAGCAGCUUAAAUGGAAUACGAUAAUCUAAAAUAUAGUUAUCUUUGAAAACAUCAUGUGAUAUAUAGAAGUAUCACCAAAAAAAUUAGUGAACUCUCUUUUGGAUUUAAAUUUGUUCAAGUUGUAACUUUUAUUAUUAAAUAUUUAAUUUAAUAAUAAUAUAACUGUUCUCAUUAUGAUUCAUAAUUUAUUAUCAUGAAUUUCUUCAUUUAUUAUGAUUUAAAUGAUUUUAGUUUUUUAUUCUUUAUGCAUGAAACCGUUAUUAUUAAAUUAAAUAUUUAAUAUCAUUAAAGUUCUUAAUUAUGGUCCAAACGUUACAAAUUUGAAUUAAUUCUUGAACGUUAUGAUUUGGUGAUGAUAAAUGUUCUUGAUGGGAGAACAUCUAUAUAUAUAUGAGAAUUUUGGUCCCUGGGCUCAAUCAUCUCUUUGAAGCGAAAUGCUUUCCUACACCAUCUAAAGCGAGAGUUCUGAGCUAAGAAGUACCAAAGUUCAAGAAGAAACCUCUGCAGAAAUUCUUGGUGACAAUGGCUGGAGGUAAUCUCCACAAAGUGGAGGAGAGUCGUGGCUCAUAUUUGUCUUCCUCCUCGACCGACGAAGAUGUUGUGCCCUCAUAAAUUCCAACACAAGGCAGCAGGCUCUCCGCCACCUCGCAUGUUUAAUUAGUCUUGACAUAAAAUAAGAAUGGGGAGUCUGAGUCUGCAAUCACUUGUUCCAGAUGAUGAGCUGAUGGUUCGCAAGUCUGUAAGCUAUCGUCCGAACGUUUGGGGCGACUACUUUAUCCAACAUGGUCAGUCCGUUACUCCAACAUCGGAGGAGUGUGAGACAACGAUAAAAGAGAGAGUUGCGGAACUGAAGGAGCAGAUAAGAAGCAUGUCCAAGGAUCCUACUGACAUCUUGCAAACUAUGAAUUUGGUCGAUUCAAUCCAGCUUCUUGGAUUGGAUUAUUGCUUCGAGAAGGAAAUAAGUGAAGCGUUAAACCAUAUCUAUGAUGCCCAUAUUGACGACCAUGGUCUUUACGACCCUGCUCUCCGAUUUGGACUGCUGAGACAACAAGGAUAUUAUGUCUCCCCUGACAAAAUUUGGACUUUGUUGGCACCAUUUACUCAAUCCAACUUGGCAAUACUAUAUCUACACGUAUCAAAGACAUAGUUUUGAUGAUCAAAGAAUGGAAAUAUUUUAGCGCCGACAUCAAAAAAAUGUUAUGAC
Musa acuminata AAA Group (dessert banana) is the source of this 2174-nucleotide messenger RNA. Its product is annotated as alpha-humulene synthase-like. Gene Ontology annotation, molecular function: terpene synthase activity. The record is from RefSeq and is a predicted model, not a curated record. Lineage: Eukaryota; Viridiplantae; Streptophyta; Magnoliopsida; Zingiberales; Musaceae. The transcript has 4 exons. Bases 1650 to 2117 code for a protein of 155 amino acids.